GCUGAUAGCAUACAUUCCUUCCUUUGAAAUUAAAAUUAAAAGUUGUUAUUACCAAAAAAAAUAAAUUAAAAGUUGUUACAAAAAAAUUAGGAGAGAAUGGCAGGUUCAUCAGAAGAGGGACAAGUAAUCAGUAUUCACAACGUUGAUGCAUGGAACGAUGUCCUCCAAAGGGGCAAUGAAUCCAAGAAAUUGAUUGUUGUGGAUUUUACUGCUUCUUGGUGUGGACCAUGCCGUUUCAUUGCACCAUUCCUUGCUGAGCUGGCUAAGAAGUAUACAAAUGCCAUAUUCCUUAAGGUGGAUGUGGACGAACUAAAGUCUGUUGCUCAAGAUUGGGCUGUUGAGGCUAUGCCAACUUUUGUGUUUGUGAAAGAAGGAACCAUUUUGGGCAAAGUGGUAGGAGCAAAGAAAGAGGAGCUACAGCAGACAAUAGAGCAACAUGUUUCAUCAGCCAAUGCUUAAUUUUGUUGCUGGUGUUUGUAGCUUCACCUUCUGUGACUUGAUGAUUUAUUUACUGUGAUGUUAUCUUUAUUUUCAAUUGUUAUCUUGGAGUGGAUGUAUCAAAGACUAUUCUAUCUUGUCUUAAAUAAUGGUGGAUGAUAAUGUUAUAUUAAGCAUUCCUAAUUCACAACA
Trifolium pratense (red clover) is the source of this 630-nucleotide messenger RNA. Its product is annotated as thioredoxin H1. Lineage: Eukaryota; Viridiplantae; Streptophyta; Magnoliopsida; Fabales; Fabaceae. The transcript has 3 exons. The record is from RefSeq and is a predicted model, not a curated record. The coding region runs from base 97 to 459 and encodes 120 amino acids.